This is a messenger RNA of Xenia sp. Carnegie-2017, 1526 nucleotides long. RefSeq names its product palmitoyltransferase ZDHHC15B-like. NCBI's taxonomy places the organism in Eukaryota, Metazoa, Cnidaria, Anthozoa, Malacalcyonacea, Xeniidae. The record is from RefSeq and is a predicted model, not a curated record. Gene Ontology annotation, molecular function: protein-cysteine S-palmitoyltransferase activity. Gene Ontology annotation, cellular component: Golgi apparatus; endoplasmic reticulum. Gene Ontology annotation, biological process: protein targeting to membrane; peptidyl-L-cysteine S-palmitoylation. The transcript is spliced from 10 exons. The coding region runs from base 87 to 1133 and encodes 348 amino acids.
UCGCUAAAUUGACAUUGUAUUUUAUAUAGUGAUUUUAUUCUUUAAAAAGUUGUCAUAUUUUGUAUUGUAGGCCUAAGUUGUAAAUAAUGGGCAAAUUGAUUGCCUUUAUUGAAGGACUCAUUAAACUUGCUCAAUGGCUUCCUGUUAUUGUGAUCUUUUCGAUCGUUUUAUGGUCGUAUUAUGCUUACAACGUCAUUUUAUGUAUAGAAACCGUUGACAACUAUGUUGAAAAAGCGGUGUAUAUAGUGUUUUAUCAUGUGUUUUUCAUCUUGUUUGUUUGGUCAUAUUGGAAAACCAUAAUAACAUCACCAGGAAGAAUCCCAUUACAGUUUUAUUUAUCUCCAUCAGAUCGAAUGGAAUUGGAGGAAGCAGAAAAUCCAAAUUUAUUCCUGGAAAAUUUUGCUAGAAAACUUCCAGUGCAAACUUUGACUCAAUCCAACACAAUACGUUUCUGUGAUUCAUGCUAUGCCAUUAAACCAGAUCGAAGCCAUCAUUGUUCAAUGUGUAAAACAUGUCGUCUAAAAAUGGAUCAUCAUUGUCCCUGGGUCAAUAACUGUGUUGGAUUUAAAAAUUAUAAAUUUUUUUUACUUUUCUUGUUUCACGCCAUAUUAUAUACAUUUUUUGUUGCAAUGACAAGUCUUCAAUACUUCAUAAAAGUUUGGAUGCAUAUAACUAAAGGAGGUAAUGCACGUCUUCACAUAUUGUUCCUGUUCUUUAUUUCAAUAAUGUUCUGCAUCAGUUUAUGGACUUUGCUAGGAUAUCAUAUCUAUCUUGUAAUGGUGAAUAGGACUACUUUGGAAUCGAUGCGUGCUCCAGUAUUUCGUGAAGGUGGAGCAGAUAAACAUGGAUUUAAUCUUGGGACGUGGAAAAAUAUAAAACAGGUAUUUGGCAACAGAAGAUGGCUUUGGUGUUUUCCUGUUUAUACAAGUUUGGGCGAUGGUGUUGUUUAUCCACUUCGUGAAGAAUGUUCGCCCGAACAAAUGGAUUUACUUAAUGAACGAACAAAAUGGUUGAACGAUGAGAGUGAUGACGAUGAAGAUCAUAAGACAUACACAAAUGUUGAUAUUGUUGAUGAAACUGCUGGCAGUGAGAGAAUUAUAGAAAUGACACCUAAUGUUGUAACGUUGAAAUAAACAAACGUGUUGUUUAUUUGUGAAAAGUUGUUUCUUUGUUUGCAACAGAAAUUGGUAAAGAUUGCAAUGAACGAGAACAAAUCGACGUAAUUUGGAACAAUUAGAUAGUUGAUUCCUUGAAAUAUGAAAGACGUCUUUACUUUUGAUGUCGUUUUUAUAAUAAAAAUCAACGACAUGUACAAUAAGAAACCUGUUGGUAGCUUUAUUUUAGCGAUGAAUAAUGUCUGUGAAUUUCAAAUCAUAAUUUCUUGUUAACUACUUAUUACAUUGUAAAUAGAACUAUAUAUUUAUUAAGCACGUAGUUAAAUCUAGAGCUAAAAUUAUUGAAUAGAUAAAAAGUCAAAUGUUCUGAACUGUAGUAUUAAACUUUAGUGUCUUUUUGAGUUUGAAAAA